This is a messenger RNA of Xenopus tropicalis (tropical clawed frog), 7202 nucleotides long. RefSeq names its product major facilitator superfamily domain containing 1 (gene mfsd1). The record is from RefSeq and is a predicted model, not a curated record. Gene Ontology annotation, cellular component: lysosomal membrane. Bases 55 to 1440 code for a protein of 461 amino acids. NCBI's taxonomy places the organism in Eukaryota, Metazoa, Chordata, Amphibia, Anura, Pipidae. The transcript has 16 exons. Gene Ontology annotation, biological process: transmembrane transport. Gene Ontology annotation, molecular function: transmembrane transporter activity.
ACAUGACAGUACGUCCCUUCUGUUCUGCUGUGGUCACAUGACACUUCGUGGAACAUGGCGGAUGACGAGGAUCGCGAAACGCUCCUUCCCGGGGCUGCCGGGUCUCGAAAGAGAGACAUGGCAGCGAUUUGCGACCCAAGCCGCUUCGCCCACAGAGUGGUAGUUUUGGCUCUCAUGUGCUUCUUGGGAUUCGGGAGCUAUUUUUGCUAUGACAAUCCAGCUGCUCUGCAAACACAGGUUCAAGCAGAUAUGAAGGUGAACACAGCAGACUUUAUGCAAUUAUAUGCAUUUUACUCUUGGCCCAAUGUUGUACUGUGUUUUUUUGGAGGAUUUCUGAUUGACCGAGUUUUUGGAAUUAGGCUGGGCACCAUAAUAUUUAGUUUGUUUGUUUGUGUAGGACAGGUCAUAUUUGCAACAGGAGCUUUAGUUAAUGCAUUUUGGCUGAUGGAAGCUGGGCGAUUAGUGUUUGGAAUUGGUGGAGAGUCACUAGCUGUUGCACAAAAUACCUAUGCAGUCAGUUGGUUCAAAGGAAAAGAACUGAACCUGGUAUUUGGCCUGCAGCUUAGUAUGGCUAGAGUGGGCAGCACGGUUAAUAUGAAUGUUAUGGGUCUUGUAUACAGUAGGAUAAAGGAUCACAUGGGUGCUGCUGGCUACAGUACACUUGGUGUCACCCUUAUGAUUGGGGCUGUAACCUGUAUUUUCUCUCUAAUAUGUGCUCUUGUACUUGGCUAUCUGGACAAACGUGCUGAAAAAAUACUCGACAAAGAACAGGGGAAAACAGGUGAAGUUAUACAGCUGACGGAUGUUAAGGAUUUUUCCCUUUCCCUGUGGCUGAUCUUUAUCAUCUGUGUGUGUUAUUAUGUUGCUGUGUUUCCUUUUAUUGGGCUGGGAAAGGUUUUCUUCAUUGAGAAAUUCCAGUUUUCCCCAUUACAAGCGGGUGCGAUAAACAGUGUUGUUUAUAUUAUCUCUGCGCCACUGUCUCCUGUUUUGGGAUUUAUGGUUGACCGAGUUGGAAAGAACAUUAUCUGGGUUAUGUGUGCCGUGGUUACUACACUUGCAUCUCAUCUCAUGCUGGCCUUUACCUUCUGGAACCCAUGGAUUGCUAUGAGUCUGCUGGGUAUCUCCUAUUCACUUCUGGCUUGUGCUUUGUGGCCCAUGGUUGCUUUUGUUGUUCCAGAACAUCAACUGGGUACAGCAUAUGGAUUCAUGCAGUCCAUUCAGAAUCUGGGUCUUGCUAUUAUUGCAAUUGUUGCUGGUGUCAUACUAGAUGCCAGUGGAUACUUGUUCCUUGAAGUUUUCUUCAGUGCUUGUCUCUGCAUGGCCAUUAUAGCAGUUGUUAUGCUGUAUUUUGUGAACCUUCUUAGAGGUGGUGAUCUGAAUUUAUCUGCUUGGGAGAGAGAAAAACUACAGAAACAAGCUGCCAUUGAAAAUGAAAGUUGAAUAGCAAAAUUCUCCUUCAAGCAUGCAGAAUGCGGUCAGCAACAUGUCCACUUGAAGUCUCCUUAACUUGACAUAUAGUUGCAACAACACUGCAGACUUUCCCUACUUCCUAUGUGACUGGAUAUGAGAUCUUGCUAAUUACCUGACAUGUUUAGAUUUUAAGCUCUAUUUUAUAUUUAGAUUUUAAUAUAAAAAAAAAGGGACAGGCCAUGUGGCCAGGUACUUCUGGUACUAACAAUAUUUCCUCCUCAUCAAGUCCGAGUACUGUACCUAAUACCUCCAAAUGGUAUGUGUCAGAGAAUACAUGUUUCUGGAGUAGUUGUUGCGCACCGAGCUGUUGGAGCUACUGUAUUGAUUCUUACAGUACUUCCUCUGUAUGGAGAUUAGAAAGCAGUACAUUGCUUCUGUGUUUUAUGAGCACUUAAAGCUUCCACUGGGACUCCAUUCUGAUUGCACUUAGAACUGCUUUUACUUCUUCAGUUAAUUUAAAUGCAAUGUUCGCAUCUAGUUUUUAAUUUUUCUUAGAUAAUUGAUUUUAAAUGCUGCAGUUACUUGCUGGCAUGAAAAAAACCACUGGAGUUUACUUACAGAUCAAAAAUCUGCUUUUUUAAUUUUUUUUUUAAGCUUUCAUUUUGUUUUGCACGAAUCCAGCUAAAGUUAGAUUUCAGCUGUCUGUUACAUUCAAUUUGUGAAAAGUAUGCAUAAAAUGUAGUGCAGGUAUGGGAUCCUUUAUCUGGAAACCCGUUAUACAAUAAGCUCCAAAUUAUGGGAAUGCCAUUUCCUAUUGGCUCCAUUUUUCUCUGUAAUAAUAACUCUUGUACUUGAUCGCCAAAGAUAAUGCAUCCUAUUGGGUUUAUAUAAAUGUUUUUUUAGUAGACUUAAAUUAUGGGUGUACAAAUUACAGAAAGAUCCCUAAUCCAGAAAACACCAGGUCCCAGGCAUUCUGGAUAAUAGGUCCCAUGCCUGUUUCUGUACCAGUUUUUUAUGUGGAAGUGGAUGGGUGUAAUGUGAAAGAAUGCAAAUAUUUCAGAUAAAUAGCAGUUCUUCUCAGAAUAUAUCAGAAAUAACAUGGUAAUCACCCGGGGGUGUUUCAGAGCCUAGCACCACGCUGAGGUGGUCUAGGUAAUGCCGCCCCCCCUUGCCCUUCUGUGCUUAGGUGUUGUGCAUUGAGGGGGGUGCAAUAGCACUUUCUACUCUAGAGGAACCCAAAUUUAAAAAUCAGAAUUUCAGUCUUUGAAGUUAGCAGGAGCAUCUUUUUGCCACCCUUGAUAACUUCAGGGGUGCCUCCACCUCAUGGCAGCAGCACACCUGUAAUCGCCCAUUGAUGAACAGCUUUCCUUUGCAAUUAAAAGGGAAAUGUCAGUUUGAACCCAAGAGAAGUAUAAUGCAUACACUAUGGGAUCAUCCUCCUCCUGCCAUAAAUAAAAGGGAUCUUGCGGUCACUAUUUUGUGAUGUGGCCUUUCCCUCAAUUGGCCUUUUUUGAAGGCAGAAAGUCAACAUCCAAAGAAUUGCAGCCAGUAGAAAUCGCUGUUUUUAAAUGGAGUCUAAAAACAAAGAUGUCUAUUAUUUGCCAACAUGUCUACAUUUGCCAAUAUUUAAAAACAAUUUCCAGGGAUUCACUGGGCCUUUGUGCCAUGUAACAGCGGCCACAUCCACCAUGUAUGAUGUACUACCUGCAUUAUAGUGGUUAGGGCAGUUCUUAUUUUUUUAAGGGCAUACCUUAGAGCCCUAUAUUCACUAUUAAGGGAAGUGUAAGGCCAUUUGAAUGCAGCAGCAACAGCUAAAAUUACCAAAAAAGGAAAUGUAAGAGUAAGAAUAAAGUGUUAAUAAGGAAAGAGUUAUGAUUUAGUGAAACUGUUCUGUGACCUUUCCCUUCCUUGUUACUGCAUGGCUAUAAAUGAAUGUCCUUAUUCAUUAGUACUUAUUACAUUAUUACUGCAUCAUGGUGAAGACCUGUACCUCAGGAUUUGACCCCCCCAAUAGCAUCAUCUUACUGAUCUUAGUUGAACCUUUCCUCUCAUCAAUGGUCUUAUACAUAUUCAGUGUCCUGUGGGCCACUAAAGUGAAACUAACCUAGGGGAGUAUCUCAGAACAUCAUUCUUAGUAUGAAACUUUCAGGCCAAUGACAAACCUAACAUUUUCUCUGCAGUCCUAUUUACACAAGAGGAGAAAAGCAGAUCUGCUGCCUUCUCUACCACUUACAUGUGUUUUCUGACAGGCGAUUGGCCUUUUAGCAAACACACAGAAUUCCCAUGCUUUAGGGCUAUAGGGCAAAUGGUUGGAUAUGCAGCAUGACAAAAAUGUGGUUGAUACCUUUAUUGGCCAAGAUGAUAAUCUCUAACAAGCUUUCAUAACAUUUCAUUUCUGUUUUCAAAAGCAAUUACUUAAAAAAAAAAAGGAACUGAAAUGUUCUGCAGGCUUGCUAGAGAUUUGCCAGUAGGUGUCACCACUUUUAUUUUAUGUUGCAUAUCCAAAGUUUUACCCAAUAACUUUUUCAACUGGCUAACUAAUUUGUAAUUAGUAUGUAAAAUACAGACUGCCCCUGGUUUCUGUUCAGCCAUGGAACUCCUAUCUGAACUCAUUACUAACCAUCCCUUUAGUAUGUGGAUAGGAUGGGGCUGCUAGAUAAUAUAUGUGAACUGAACACCUCUGAUUUAUAAAUGCUGCAUGGCUUUACUUGUAUUCUGCAUAUGUAUUUAUCUCACAUGUCUAAUGUAAAGUGGUCCAAAAUAUGACUAAACUGACCAAAUCACCUCCAUUAGUAGCAACUCACAAUAAUAUAUUUUGUUGCUCAGUAAUGAUUUUUAUUCAACCCUGACUGAGUGUAGAAUGUGUGCAUCUAUGAUAUGUAGUCAACUCUUUGAUGCAUACAAAAUGUGCGCUGCAGGAGAACAUUAAAAUCAUUGCUGCCUUCCGGCAUGCCUCUGUUUAAAGGCUUGAUGCAUGUGGCUAACUAUAAAAUACAUACAUUGAAUUGAGUUGAUACGUAUGCAGCAUAGUUAUUCAUGUUUAAACUUACAUGUUUAUAAAUACAGACAUGUUUUGUUAUCUGCUGCCCUGUGAUGCACUCACAACUGACCCUGUAUGCAAAGGAUAUUUGUUCAGAGUUAGUACAUGUUUAAGGACAAAUUAUUCCUUAAAACAUACCAAGCAAACUGACUAGUUAAAAAUGAGUUCUGAUUAAUGGCCUUCAUGUAAGUUCUUCAGCUUGGUAACUGAAGUAUUGCUAUCAUGAUCUGCAGAUACUGGGUUGACAAACAACGUUUUGGGAACUGACCUAUUUAUACUCAAAUUUAGUAUAUUAUUGUGCAUUACUGUAAGCAUGCAACAUUUUGGAAACUGACCUAUUUAUACGCAUUUGGUGUAUUAUUGCACUUUACUGUAAUGCCUUAGGGCAAUGGCACACGGGGAGAUUAGUUGCCCCGCGACAAAUCUUUGUUACUGUGGGCAACUAAUCUCCCUUCAAAGCCAUCCCACCGGCAAGAAUGUAAAUCACCAGUGGGAUGGCAUACACGUCACUUUGUUUUCCCGAAGUCGCCCGAAGUUUCCUCUCAAGGAUAAGCUCUCUUCGGGAAAACGAAGUGACUUAUCCCAGCGAUUUACAUUCUUGCCAUUCUUGGAUGGCAUUGUGGGGGGGAAUCGUCGCCCGCGGUAACGAAGAUUAGUCACGAGACACUAUUGUACUUUUCAGGCUUUAGAUUUUCUUUAUUAUGAAAUAUCCAAAUGUAGCAGAAAAAAAAAUGCCAAAAGUCGCCAGAAAGAAGUCAAUUGUCUCGAACAACUUUAUUUUCCAUUAAAACAUUCAAGAUUUUCAGCCUCAUUGAAGAUAUAUGGAACAAUGCAAUUCUUGCUUGUAUUCCAUAAAAAAACAGGACUGCAAAUAUUCUCUUGUGUUUUCUUGAACAAGGAAGUGUUUAAGACAUAAAAUGUGAUACAGAAAAAAACGUUGUGCAUUUUUCUGUCACUACUCUUUUUGUCAAUUUUGUUUCCAAUAUUUACUUGACUAAUCAACCAAUCAGAGUAGACAUUUGGCUAUUGCUCCAUUUAAACAGGUCAUGAUUACAGUUGAUUUUGUGAUCCCAGUGCAUCAUCAGCAAAAUAUCAAGUUGUUCCUGCAUCUUUAUAGGUAUAUACAGGCACAGUGUUCUAGGCGUAUUAUCCGCUGUGGGGUACAGUUGCUAUGUUUUGGUUGUUUUGGAACAUUUGUAGGACUGGCACAUCAUAAAGCUAUUGGUUCUACAGGACUGUUUGCCUUUGGGUACAUUAUGGCAACAUAUAUAUAUAUAUAUAUAUAUAUAUAUAUAUAUAUAUAUAUAAUGCAAUGUAUAUAUAUAUAUAAAAUAUUGGAGCCCAUAGUAUUUAUGCUUUUAAGCUAUCAUAGGUCCACUCUUUAUAUCCACGGUGUUACAAUUGAAAAAAGAUUGUAUAGUGACUAGAAAUGUAAAAUUUCCAUUUUGAAAGAAAAGCCAGAUGUUUUACUGUUUCUAAAGUCAGUGUUCUAUAGAGGAGAAUUUGCGUGUACUGUAUUCUAAAGCUCGAUUUGGGUGUUACAUUCCCUCUAAUAAUUACAUUCAUUGGCCUUCCAUUUAUUUUAAUUACAAAUUUUCUGCAAAGCUUCCCUCUAGCAGUCCAGUUAACCAUGACGGUUUUAUGAGUCUCUUAAUUCCAGAUUACUUUGUAUUAUUAUUAUUGUUUUUAUUUUCAACUGAUGAUGAGGUUACAUUCCAAUGUGUAGGGAAGCAAAGUGUCCCUAAAGGCUAGAAAAUGAGAAAUGCAGUAAUAAAUACAGUUACUUGGUAAACUUGUACUGUAGGAAAAAUUGGAUGUCCUGUAGGGAAUAUUGUACAAAGAGGCAAUGAUACCUGUACCACAUUAUUCAAUAAAAUAUUUCUAUAGCUGUUAUUUUAUAUAUUUAUAUAAUUUACCCACUGAAAGCAAAUUGAGUAAUUUAAUAGUUGCCCUCUAAUGCUAGCAUACAAAUUUUUGGCAACUUCUGAAGCAUUUUUCACAGCCACCACUGCCUGCUGAAUAUUCAUACUCUUUUUAGCAUCACACAGUAUAACAUUACCCUGCUAAAAUCAGUGUGUACACACAUUGCUGUUUUACAGUAGAUACUAUAAGGGUGUUUAGAAUUUUUUUUUUAAUUUGUUGAACAGUACUUUUGCUCUUCUUGGCUCUGGGGUGGGGUUGAUGGGCCUAAGUACAGUUGAGGGUACAUUUAGAGCCUGAUAAACUUGAUAAACAGAAACAUGCCUAAGGUUCAACCAUGAUCAUUUUUUAAACUGCACAUUGCAAAUGGAACCAGUUGUUAGUAACAUUAAUGACAACUUCUAAGGCAAACAUGCAGUCUUACUAAUGCAAGAAAGUGUAUAUGUUCUUUUGGCUUAUAUUAUAGAGCCAUUAGGCUUUUUGGGAACUGUAGAUCUAAUGACCAAAGCUUGUAUGGUUGGGCCAUAACUAAUGUCUUGUGUGUUUAUUACAAAAGAAAUACCUAUUCUGAUAUGAAUGUAGCUGGAACUAUGGAGCACAUUUGUUUAUUGGCUUCAGUAAUCUUUACUGUCUGCUAUUUGGUUUAAACUCAGGGGGAAGUUAUUUUUUAUGCCACUUAUGAAAAGACAAUUGCUAUAUAAUACUUCAUUUAAAUGUUUGCUUAUCCCACUUAUGACAAAAGUGAAGGAUAGUGUGUUUAUAUACUUUACAGACAUAAUACUGCACUUUUAAUAUUUGAUUUUACAAAAUAAAAUGAUUGUUAAAAAAUAAA